UCGGUAUUAAUGUAGUAGAUGAGGAACGUUACGAAUUCGUUGUGAUUGAGGCCAGACACAUUGAACACAAGUGUUUGAAAAUGCCCAUAAACGAGCGAGAUAGUGUCGUAUUUCCGAUGGUUCACGAGAUUUGAAUUUCCGACGCGUAAUUAAGCAAGCAGUUCACCUAUGCGAGCCUACCCUGCGCGCGCAGGCUCUUAUACGUACGCACCACUUUGUAACGCUCUUACAAGCCGAGCUUCAACAAGUCUCACACGUGCGUGUACGGAUCUCACCACGCGGUUUGCAAGUGAAUUCAUUUACUGACAAUGACUCUGACUGGGCCAUACGCUGUCGUUACGUUUCUCGACGAAGAUGAUUUUAGUGAUGGGGACGAUGAUAUAACGUCCAAAGUUCCAAGUACAUGGCUCACUGCUACCAAAACUGAGUGUUGGUGGCCGAAAACGGCAGACGUAAAAUCAUACAUAACAAAACGAAAGCCCCCUGUAAAAGACAGUAGAAAGUGGAUACUCUGCCAUGUUAAAUUUGAAGGCUAUUACGAAAAUUUGGAGAAAGCUCGGUCUGCGGCUUCAACUAAAAAAUCUGAAAGUGAGAGUAGCUCAAGUCAAAGUCAAGGUGAUAAACCAUAUCUUAGAAAAAGGAAACAGCCGCUUCCUCGCGUAAGGGAAGAAUCUACCGAUAGGGAAGAUUCGCCUGACAGUGAACAUCCCACAACAACCUCGAUGCCAGAGCCACCGAAACUUGAUAAAAAGAAGAAUAUGAAACCUUCCGUUACAAAUCGAUCCACUGAUAUACCUGAUCAGACAGAUAUUCAAAAAAAAAAAUCAUCCCCUGAUAUACCUAAUCAGACAGAUAUCCCAAAGUCAUCAAAACGAAGCCAAACAAAGAAUAGUAAUCCACUAUCAGACUCUCAGACAAUAAUAGACAUUGAGCAUUUACCCAUUGAUUUUAACUCGACUAAUACGAAUACUAUUAGUAUCCCCCCGGCACGAGCGAAACAUAUCGUAGGGAAAGAUACCAACCUAUCGUCAACACCUCAUGCAUUUGAGUCUUGGCCCAUCGAUAUUGUAGUAGAUGAUUUUGACAUAAAUGCGGAUAAUGGAGCUGCAGACUUUCCAAGCAGUACAAAAAGACGCGGUGAUCCUUCCCUAAAUGCUAGUGCUUUACACCCUUCUGCUCAUCAGGGUCUAGAAGGGCACUCAAUAUUAUUUGACGGUAGUCUCCCUGACUUAUGUAAUAAUUCUCAGGAAAAGACAAGAAUACUCAUAGAGGAAAAAUUCUCGGCAUUAACCACACUAUUGGCUGAGAUAUUGGUCACUCAACAAUUAGUGGAUCGACGUUUAGCUGAGAUUGAAAAGAAAGUGGGUCAACAUGGAACUGUAGGUCACGGAAAAGAUUUUAAAAAGGUUACAGACGAUCUUCCAUUCAAAAACACUGCUGAUAUACAAGCGUUUGAAAACAAAUUGGCUGAUGCAGAUUUUUGCAGUACUUUUGUAAAGUAUGUUGGACAAAUUGGCGGGAACAGUGCCAAAGAAAAUACUUUGAGAAUAUUGCGACAAGUAUUCACCAACGACUUCGCUAAAGACGCUUCAUGGUGCGGUCUGAGGGCCAAUUUUCAACUUUCAAAUUUGAAAGUCACAGCAGCCAUCAAAGAUGGAGUGAGACUGUCAUACACCUGUACAGAUAAAGAAUUUGAAGAUACGGUGUCAGAAUGGUUCCGCCAAGCUAAACAGCGGUUCAAGAGAGAGAAUACAAAAAAGAACGGACCUCAACCACAUCCUGCAGCUAAUAAUUAGUACAGAUGAUGACGCGCUAAACCAUGACAGUUUCCAUAAGAUGCCCCAAACAGAUUUAUGGGGUACAUAAGAAGGAGAUGCAGGUCUCAUUUCCCCAUUAUCUUGCCUAGUCUUCGUACCUUUCUAAAUAUCUAACGUUUACUUUGGUAGUCUAUACCAAACAAUUAAAGACCUGGAAAGUACAAAGUACAAAGAUUUAUUUUAUAGUUUAUUCGUGUUCAACGUUGAGAAAAUUUUUUACUUAGAUUAUUAAGAUUAAAAAAGACAAAUUUGAUUGAUGAAAUAUUAUAUAAAAUGAGCUACGUGCUCAUAUUGUUAUAGAUACACGUACAGUGUAGUCACAAUAGAAAUAUUAUACGUAGUAUUUGGACAUUUUUUUUCACUAUUUAAACUUCUUCUAUUUCUUUCACUCUAUUCAAUAUCGACGAUUACGUUAAUUGUGAGAGUUUUUCUGGCCUUAUCAAAACAAACACAUCGUCCAGUUACGAGAUUGUGAUAAUUUAACCAAUAGAAUAACAGAGGAAAGCACUGAAGUGUUCGUGCCUUGAAAUAGUUUCAAUACUAUGCCCAUCAAUGAAGUAUAAUAAAUUAGUAGAUGA
Molecule: messenger RNA, 2395 nt
Organism: Neodiprion virginianus
Lineage: Eukaryota; Metazoa; Arthropoda; Insecta; Hymenoptera; Diprionidae
Exons: 8
Coding region: 309-1796 (495 amino acids)
Source: RefSeq, a predicted model, not a curated record